AUGUCGCCGAACAUCGACCCCGUCGCUGUGAGCGUCGGAAUUGCCGCAGCUGUACUGAUACUUCUAGCUACUUUGCCAGCGCUCAAUAGCAUCAUCCAGAAGCUUUGGCAUGGAUCAUAUACCAGCCUGGAGUCACUGCCAGAAGACCAGGAUGGAGAAGCUACGGAAGAAUCGAUAUCAUCCUAUUCGACUACUGUCCAGAUGACCGCUAUCUACACGGCGUCUGUGGUAGGCUUAGUCGCAUCGACAGUUAAAGCUGUCAUUUCAACGACCCAGGACUCAGUCCGCUAUAGCGAAGUCGAGAGCUGGUUUCAAUUUGGGACUUUUGUACUACUUCUACCACAUGUGAUGGCACUUUCGUUCAAGCAUGAAUACGCGAGCCAGUUUCGAAUAGCUAGCUAUGCAUCUCUUGCUUCGGUGGCUCAAUUCAUCAUGUCAGGUUUCCUAGAUGUACGGCUUUUGACACCGGCUCAUUAUGACAACCUGACCAGAUUCCAAGUGGCUAUUUGGAUCAUUCAGUUGGUGGCCACUGCCUGUCUGCUCUUUGCCUGUCUCUGCCUGCCGAGGCGCCCGGAUGUGUUUAUCAACGACAAGGUGGUUGAUCGGCAAUACACCGCGUCUGCACUCUCACGGUUCACCUUUGCCUGGCCGGGCCAUCUGGUAAAAUACAUCAUUAAGAACCCUAGCAUCGACAUCCAUGAACUGCCUCGGAUGGACCACUAUACACGUUCGGAGAACCUGUUGGCCAAGUUCUCCGAACGUUCUCCGGCCCAGGCACUCUGGCGGCAGAUAUUUGGCUUGCACUAUACCACCUUCGCCAAACACUGGAUUCUGACGGCCACUGAGGCACUGCUUAACUUUGUGCCAAAAGUUUCCAUGUACUUCAUUCUCCACUCUCUCGAGCGGAAGCAGGAGGGUGAGAACAUAGGAAUUGACAACUGGAUUUGGACCUUGAUACUGGCUGUUGGAUUGAUCCUGUCAUGUUGGACAGGUACCUGGAUGCGCUGGGUUGGUGACUCUCAGCUUGCUCUCCGCAUUGAAGCCCAGCUUUGUGCAGCAGUAUUUGCGAAAGCAAUGCUCAAAAAGGAUACCAGAGGCGCGGAAAAAUCAACGGCAGAUGAAGACGGGGAUGAAGAGGUUGAUGGAAAUGAAGAGGAAGUUGAUAAAGAAGACUCAGAGAAAAAGGGUACUCAACAGUGGAUCAUCAACCUCAUGGGCAUCGAUGCGUAG
This is a messenger RNA of Trichophyton rubrum CBS 118892, 1230 nucleotides long. RefSeq lists its product as uncharacterized. The transcript has 2 exons. Lineage: Eukaryota; Fungi; Ascomycota; Eurotiomycetes; Onygenales; Arthrodermataceae. The coding region runs from base 1 to 1230 and encodes 409 amino acids. The record is from RefSeq and is a predicted model, not a curated record.